AUGGCUUCUAUUUACACAUACGACAACUCCAAAACUCUGGCACACGGUCUUGCCCAAUACAUUGUCGCCGAACAGGACAAAGCGCUCGAAAAGGGCAAACGUUUCAAUAUCGCUGUAAGCGGAGGCUCGCAGCUUAAAGCGCUCAACGCAGGUCUAAUUCAGGACCCUCAAUUCAAAGACAAGAUCCAAUGGUCUCACUGGCAUGUUUAUUUCUGCGACGAGAGAAUUGUGGCACUUGAAAACGAUGAUAGCAACUAUGGUGGUUUCAAAAAACAAGUGUUAGACCCAUUGCUCAGCGUAGACGGUGCUUUGGGCCCAACUUGUUACGCAAUCAAUGAAUCGCUAGUGGGAUUAUCCGAAAACGACCGGGUGGCCGCAGAAUAUGAGUCAUUGUUGCCAGACCAUUUCGAUCUCAUCUUACUGGGUUGUGGACCAGACGGGCACACUUGUUCUUUGUUCCCAGGCAAAACUCACGAAUAUUUGUUGCAGGAGAGAGAAAAAAGAGUUGCAUGGUGCCAUUCUUCGCCCAAGCCUCCUGCUGACCGUAUCACUUUCACGCUACCAGUCUUGGAAUCAGCACAGGCGCUAUGUUUUGUAGCAGAAGGUGCUUCCAAACAGCCCAUUCUGGAGCGUGUUUUUGAAGGCCAUGACACUACUCUUCCUGCUGGACUUGUCACCGAACACUACCAAUCCUCUGUGUCUUGGUUUGUGGACGCCGCCGCAGUUAAGGACGUAUCCAUCAAGAAGGAAACGUAUUCUGGAAAUUAA
Messenger RNA from Lachancea lanzarotensis, 768 nucleotides. RefSeq names its product LALA0S05e09252g1_1 (gene SOL3). Gene Ontology annotation, molecular function: 6-phosphogluconolactonase activity. The record is from RefSeq and is a predicted model, not a curated record. Gene Ontology annotation, biological process: pentose-phosphate shunt; carbohydrate metabolic process. Bases 1 to 768 code for a protein of 255 amino acids. NCBI's taxonomy places the organism in Eukaryota, Fungi, Ascomycota, Saccharomycetes, Saccharomycetales, Saccharomycetaceae. The transcript has a single exon.